This is a messenger RNA of Trichomonas vaginalis G3, 183 nucleotides long. Its product is annotated as SLEI family protein family. The record is from RefSeq and is a predicted model, not a curated record. The coding region runs from base 1 to 183 and encodes 60 amino acids. Lineage: Eukaryota; Parabasalia; Trichomonadida; Trichomonadidae. The transcript has a single exon.
AUGCUUCCUCUCUUCAUCAAGAUGCUUCCUCUCUUCUUCAACGUACUUCCUCUCUUGAUCAAGGUGCUUCCUCUCUUCAUCAAGAUGCUUCCUCUCUUCUUCAAAGUGCUUCCUCUCUUCAACAAAGUGCUUCCUCUCUUCAUCAUGCAGCUUCCUCACUACAUCAUGCAGCUUCCUCUCUAA